AUGGCCGUUGGCUGCAAAUUGCACGGCGCCGAAGCCGUGCCGAUACAAUCAGAGCACGUCUAUGCCGGAAUGGAGCAGAGCGAACGGACAGCGCGAGACAAGAGACAGAAACAGACGCAAUCAGACCAAGCGGGGAAAUGGGGAAAUGGGGCAAAGAGCAAACCCGCAAUCAGAUCGAUAUAG
This is a messenger RNA of Penicillium vulpinum, 183 nucleotides long. RefSeq lists its product as uncharacterized. Lineage: Eukaryota; Fungi; Ascomycota; Eurotiomycetes; Eurotiales; Aspergillaceae. The transcript has a single exon. The coding region runs from base 1 to 183 and encodes 60 amino acids. The record is from RefSeq and is a predicted model, not a curated record.